Molecule: messenger RNA, 2215 nt
Organism: Aedes albopictus (Asian tiger mosquito)
Lineage: Eukaryota; Metazoa; Arthropoda; Insecta; Diptera; Culicidae
Product: juvenile hormone esterase
Exons: 4
Coding region: 182-1897 (571 amino acids)
Molecular function (GO): serine hydrolase activity
Source: RefSeq, a predicted model, not a curated record
CUAUGAGAGAGUGCGGUUUGCCCGAUGCAAUCGUUCUGCUGUGCCUUACGACUCGGUCCAGCGCCAGUCAGCCUGCCAGCCAGCGCGCGGUCGCUUGAAACAAGUUCUCAGUUUUAUUUGGUGGUCGAUCGGCGCGCACGAGAUUUUGAUCGAGCUGCGGUGGCGCUCGAAGUUAAUCAUUAUGAUACCAUUCGUAAUCUGCUUGAUCAGGCUGCUAAUUGCAACAAUUAGCAGCGAAUUGGGAAGUUUGGUGGUUCGGUAUUGGCCCGGCAUUGAGCGCCCGGUAGUGCAAGUGCGACAAGGAAGAGUUAAAGGUGUUACGUCGAGGUUACCGAAUGGAAAACCAUACAAUUAUUUCAAAGGAAUUCCAUAUGCAAAACCGCCGGUUGGGGAGUUACGCUUCAGACCGCCAGUGCCGUUGGAGAGUUUCGGCGUUCCAGUAUUGAAGUGCUUGGUUGAUAAAAAUGACUUCAUUCAGCCUCACGUGCUGUUCAAGCAAUUAAUCACCGGCAGUGAGGAUGCUCUGUAUUUGAAUGUAUAUACGCCUGCAACUGCGAAGGAGGAAAAAAUUCCAGUCAUGGUUUACAUCCACGGCGGCGGCCUUCAGCAUGGCACGGCUAGCAGCUUCGUGUAUGAUCCCCAGUACCUGGUGAUGCAAGGCGUAAUUGUCGUUACUAUGUUUUACCGUCUGGGUCCCUUUGGCUUUCUGUCUUUGCCGAGCGCUGGCGUUCAUGGAAACUUUGGAUUGAAAGAUCAACGUCAAGCCCUCAUCUGGGUCCAAGAGAAUAUUGACCGGUUUGGAGGAGAUCCCCAGAAUGUGACGCUGUUCGGUGAAAGUGCCGGAAGCUGGUCAACCUAUGUACAUUAUCUGUCGCCCAGCUCGAGAAAAUAUUUCCAUCGUGCCAUAUGUCAGAGCGGUGAUACUUGCACUGAAUCCAAUCUCCAGAUUGAUCCAGAAAACAAGGCGCGGAAGUUGGCUUAUUUGCUGGGAUAUAGAGGAAGUUCAGAUCAGGAAGUGAUCGAUGUUCUCAGGAAAGCCCCUGCUAGUUUGUUAACCAAAUAUCAAACAUUGUGUAAUAGCGAGCAGGAAAGAUCAUUCCCAUUGAGAUUUCCGUUCAGGCCUGUGGUAGAACAUUCAUGCAGUGAGGAUGCCGUCCUAACCCAGACACCAGAGAAGCUACUAAAAUCGGUAGACACCAUUCGAAUGCCUUUGAUCAGUGGAUAUACAAGCAAUGAAGGAAUCCUAGGAUUGACACGGAACAAACAUCGAUUGAAGAAGUAUAACGAGAAUCCGAAGUGGCUGGUCCCGGAGCUGAUGGGCCAUCCAGCUGGUUUGAACAGGACUGUAGUGGGGGAUCAAAUCAAGCAGUUUUACUUUGGAAACAAACCGAUUGGACUCGAAACAAGCAACCAAGUUACCGAUUUAUUUUCGGACCACACUUUUGUUACCACAUCAAAUUUGAGUGCUGAAUGGUUGGCCAAGUAUCAACCCAACGCUGAACAGUACCAUUAUGUGUUUUCGUACUGCGGAAGAUUCAACUUUGCCAAAGCGUUAUACGGUGGUACUGCUCUACAAGGAGCGUCUCACGGCGACGAUUGCUUAUAUUUAUUCAACGCGGCGUUUCUACCAAAGCUACCAGCAAACUGUGAGGAACAACAAGUCAGGCAACAAAUCGUACGGCUGUGGACUAAUUUUGCAAAGUACGGGAAUCCUACGCCUGAUGGAGACAAUCUGGGUUUUAGAUGGAAGCCAGUCAAGAAAGUUCAUCCCAGUUCAGCAUCUUUUGAUUUAGAUUGUUUGGAUAUCACUUCAGUGCCCAGAAUGAUACAGAAUCCGUUUCAGGAGCGUAAAGAGUUUUGGAGGGGAAUGAUCAAAAAGUAUACAAAUUAUUUGUAGAAUAUUUGUGGGUACGUGUGGAAGACGGUCGUUGUAACCAUAUCAUGACAUAAGGGGCUAAGUGGGCUUGCAGAUUAUUUAGCAGUAACACUUACAGGAAAUACUUAGGAAAAUUAUGGAAAGCUUAUAAGUAUAAGUUUAGCACUUUAAAACAUUUCAUGGCGAUGAUCAGCUAAAAAUGUACUCUUACAAAAAUUAGUGCGAACUUAUUGGUUCUAGUCAUUCUCCAUUCAAGACAGUUUGUUAUGACGUGUGAAAUCCAUCACUAUUGUUAAAAUUAUGUACAUAUAUCAUGGUAAGUUCGUUCAAAGUUUUAGU